AUGGAGAGAGAUCCGCCGGAAGAGAGAAAGAGAGCUGCAAUAAAGAAAGGGAGGAGAGGAGAGCGGCGCAGCCGCUACGAGCUAGUCGCCGCGGAGCCCAUCACCCUGCCGUCGUGGAGGAACGUCCCUGUCAACGCGAGCUGUCGCCAUCGCCGACCAAAACCCAUCGUCGUCGCCGUUUCCUGCGCCAUCAUCACGCCCAGCCUUGCCGCCAAGUCGCCGCGCAGUCGCACCAAGGGAGAACGCUUGCAGGAAGAGAGAAGACAUCGCCGAGGAUCCCGUCGCCAUCAGAUCUGUCGCACCGCCGUUGAGGGAGCUCGUCACCGCCGUGCUUCCAUCAACACCGUGGAUCUGCUCCAUCGCCGAACUGAGCUAUGGAUGAAGGGUCAGAACGCGACGGGAAAGGGAGACACCUUCUGCCACUGUCUCGCCGCCAGAGCCGUGUCACCGUCGCAAACCACCGCCGUUCUGGUUGCCGGAAGCCGCCGCCGAGCCUUUGCCUUCUUGGGUUGAGUUCCGAUGAUUUCAUAUCAAAAUUAAGGUUGCCGUUGGAUCAUCGGAGUUUCUGGCCACUGUCGGAGCUGCCACCGGGUCAGCUCGGGAUUGCGGCUGCUCCGUUUGCUGUUACCGUAAGUA
Arachis ipaensis is the source of this 636-nucleotide messenger RNA. The record is from RefSeq and is a predicted model, not a curated record. Lineage: Eukaryota; Viridiplantae; Streptophyta; Magnoliopsida; Fabales; Fabaceae.